UGAACCAAAGUCCAAAGAAGAAUCAGAACCUAAGUUGACCCCAACUCUUGUUCAAACUACUGCAUGGCCCACCAAAAGGCCAACACUCAGAGGAAACAUCUCUAAAACCAACCAGACUGCUAAACUUGGUCAAGCACCAAAGCAAAAGCCAAAAUUUCAAAAACCAGGGACAGGUCUAAAUACUAAAACAUUUAUAAAGUUCAAACCAGGACAACCACCAAAAACAAAUCCAAAACUCAAACCACCCAGACCUGGACAAAAACCUCCUCCAGGAUUUACUCCUUUCCGGGACAAAUUCUUCAAAACCCAGUCCAACAAAACUAAUCUGAGGCCCCCAUAUCGAUUUAGACCUCCACCCAGACCUACAUCCGAACCACCGUCAGAAACCAAUAAAAGUUUAAAUCCAGCAGUUCAACCACAACCCAAGCAGAUGAACAAAACAGGAACAGAUCCAACUCCAAUCAGUUGGACGUCUUCAGUUGCCUUUCAAAAUUCCAAUACCAACACAUCACCAAGAUCUAGUCCUGUAAAACAGAUUUCUGAAAUGACACAAUCCCCGUGGGACUCAAAAUCUAGUGUCAGCAUUAGAAAAACCAUUACUGAAGGAACAAGACAUCCAAUCACAUCAGUAAAAAAUCUAGCUAAAAAUCUUUUUUCUGAGCCCAACUCCAGCCCAGACUCAACAUCUGAAGAGAACAUUUCUGAACUGGUAAAUACAACACCUUAUUGGGAGACUACAUUUGGCCAGGAGAUUUCAAAAGUUCAUCAAAAUCCCACAACAAAGACAGAGUUGGAAUCUACAACCGUUUUAACAACAACAACAAAACCUCUAGGAGAGGGUAUGGACAAAUCUGAUGAUAACACUACUCUUAAACCAAAAUCCAAGACGGAAUCACUACCAAAGUUGAAAACAACCCCUGUUCAAACUACUGCAUGGCCCACUCAAAGGCCUACAGUCAGCAGUAAUGUCUCCAAAAUGAACCAAACUGCUAUAUUUGAUCAAGGACCAAAGCAAAAUCAAAAAAUUAAAAAACCAGGGACAGGUCUAAAUAUUAAAACAUUUUCAAAGUCUAAAACAGGACAACCACCAAAAACUAUUUCAAAACUCAAACCUCCCAGGCCUGGACAAAAGCCUCAUCCAGGAUUUACACAUAUCCGGGACAAAAUCCACAAAGCACAGACCAACAAAACAUCAAAAUUGAAGCCCCCAUUUCGGUUUAGACCUCCAACCAGACCUACGUUAGAACCACCAGCAGAAACAAUUCAAAAGCUAGAUCCAGCAGUUCAACCAGACCCAAAGUUAAAAAUAAAAUCAGGGGCAGCGCCAACUCAAUCAAGCUGGACGUCAACUAAAAUCCAAACCAUGAGCACUACUAUGCAAUCUACACUUGGUUUUGUAAAAAAGUUGGCUGAAGAGACUCCUUCUCCAUUGGACAACAAUCCCAAUGUCAGUUUCAAGAAAACCAUCACUGAACAACCAAAGAACCUAAUCACUUCAACAGAAAUGUCUAAUGAAAACCUUUUGCCUGAGCCCAACUCCAACCCAUACACAACAUCUGAAGAGAAAAGAUCUCAACUGCUUACAUCAACAGCUCAUUGGGACAUUAAACCAACACAGAAGACCUCAACAGUUCAUCAAAACCCCAAAAUAAGCAAAAAAUGGGAAUUUGGAGCUAGUCCAAUAACCACACCAAAACCUUUAGAAGAGUCAAGGGAAGUAUCUGGUGAUAAUUUUCUUCAUGAACCAAAGUCCAAAGAAGAAUCAGAACCCAAGCCAACUCCAACUUCUGUUCAAACUACUGCAUGGCCCACUCAAAGGCCUGCAGUCAGCAGAAACAUCUCUAAAUUGAACCAAACUGCAAAACUUGGACAAGCACCAAAGCGAAAUCCAACAUUUCAAAAACCAGGGACAGGCCUAAAUACAAAGCCAAAUAAAAACCAAAAACCAGGACAACCACCAAAAACUAUUUCAAAACUCAAACCUCCCAGGCCUGGACAAAAGCCUCAUACAGGAUUUACACCUAUUCGGGACAAAUUCCACAAAGCACAGACCAACAAAAC
Oryzias melastigma (Indian medaka) is the source of this 2061-nucleotide messenger RNA. RefSeq names its product mucin-5AC. NCBI's taxonomy places the organism in Eukaryota, Metazoa, Chordata, Actinopteri, Beloniformes, Adrianichthyidae. The record is from RefSeq and is a predicted model, not a curated record.